GUGUCACGUGGCUGCAACAAGAUCCCAUUGCACCGAAGAAUAAACACAAAGAAACACACAAAGAAAAUGACGGCUGUAGCCCUUCCCGAAAGUCACAAGGCCGUGAGGAAGUUUGCUCAUUUCUAAGCAGAGCUUAGGAAAAAUCUGAGAUACUUUUCAUAUUUAUUGAAUAUUUGGAAAGUUCAAUAUUGGAGUACAGUUAUCUGAAGGUAUCAGAAGUGUGGCAAGACUGUUUGGGAUGACAGAGGAAUAAGAGAUAGGAUGGACAUAAUCCUUACAAUCAUCUAUACAUUUUAUAAAGUAUACAGCUUGAAUACAAACCACGCCUCUCUCAUUCCUCACAUUAGUAUGAAUUAAAGAAUUCUCUCCGUGUGGUAACCUCUACUCCUGAAUUUACGGUAACGAUGGGCUCGUAUUUAUGGUACACCCGGAAGUAAACAAACCUCGAUUAUUUAUUGAAAUAUUACAAUUCAUAUAUAUGGUGUGACUUGACUUAUGGACGGGUGACCGUCGUUGGCGUCCUUUUGAUGAUCAAUUGGCAUUAUUGGCAUCGCAGCAUAGCCGGGAUUAUUUUAAAGUAAAACAUGGCGAUGGAGAACUACGGGAAUUUUCACACUCAGUUGGUUUCCAUUGUGGAGGUCUUGGCUAAUACGGCCGUUCUUGAGAUCUGCAAGCUGGUGGACGAUGGUUAUACCCACCUGAGGCUGGAGGUGUCCCGGACCCAGAGAGAGAACCUGGAACUGAAGAGCAAACUGCGGCUGAUGGAAGUUGGAGCACCCGUCCCGCCGUUGGGGAGCUGCCCCGAGAAAGGUCACAGUGCUGACUCUCUCCUUGGAGGUCAGGAUGGAGAAACGGACUUGCUUGAGGAGAAGCCUGUGGUGGUGAUCAAGGCAGAGCAGCUGGAAGAGGAGCUAACAGGGUGCAUCAUGGGAGAACGCCAUCGGGAGCUCCCUGCUAGCGGCAUGCUGGUUGAGUGCACCUCUCUCGCCCCUGAGAGCGCCGGGGCUGGCGGCGAUGGGGGGUGCCACGCCCAGCCGGGGGCGGAGUUCCUCACCUCUGACCCAGGGAGCUCCCAUGCGUCACGGUCUGAGUGGGCGUCAUCCUCGCCGUGCGCCGACGAAGACGCGGCCGGCGCGGCGACGCCCUCGGAGGAGGACGGCCCCUCCCUGGACUCGUUCCACGACCUGUUCUCCUCCCCCGACGUAGCGCAGGCCCUGAGCGCCCCCGGCCUCUGGGCGGGCGGUGCGGAGGAGCGCCUGGCCUCCGCCUUCUCCUUCCGGACCUCCUCCUCCGUCACCACGGCGAGGGACCCUCAGACCGCCGAGUCGGACGGGCGGGGACAUCGGGACGCCCCGCCGUGCGCCCGGGGUCAGUUCUCCGGCGGGCCGGUGGCCCCGCCGCGGCCCCACCCGGGGCACCUCCGCCAACCCUUCCUCCACCUGCAGCAGCUCCACGCCCAGAGGCUCCACCCUCCGGCCGCGGAGCAGCCGUUCCGCUGCGGCGUGUGCGGGAAACACUUCUCCCAGUCCAGCCACAUCAAGCGCCACAUGAGCGUCCACACGGGCGAGCGGCCGUUCGGCUGCAGCGUGUGCGGGAAGCGCUUCUCGCAGGCGUGCAGCCUGAAGGUGCACCAGGCCGUGCACACCGGCGAGCGGCCCUACGGCUGCUCGCAGUGCGGGAAGCGCUUCUCCCUCCUGGGGAACAUGGUGCGGCACCAGGCCCUGCACGUCAGGAAGGAGCCGCAUGGCACCGUAUUGCUGCUCAUUUGCGUGCGGCUGGUCUGCGGGUCAGAGGAGAUGGCGAUGAUGGCGGAUUGUGUUGGCUUUCAAGCGCAGAUCGCUUCCAUCAUAGAGAUGCUGGCCAACUCUGCCGUGGUGGAGAUCUGCAAACUGGUGGACGACGGAUACGCAGCCCUGCGCUCCCAGAUGGACAGGGAGCGAGAGAAGAGCGAGAAGGAAAACGACGCGCUGCGACGGAAACUACGGGACAUGGACGUCAAGAUGCGAACCUACGAGCGGAAGAUGAGGAGACGGAUCCAGCGAGCUGAUGAUCUGCACAACGUCCAGUAUCGGCCCCCCGAAGAACCAGAAGAUCAAAUAACCUGUGAUGUGCCCAUGGUCACAGGUCACAUGGCCAUGGAAGACACACCUCACGACCUGUCACAGGAGGAGGGCGUGCUGGAGCCCCUGGUGAAGGAGGAAGCCGCUGAGAAGUCAGACUGUAACCUGGACCUCAAGGUGGAGUUGAACAUCCGCUCGGAGCGCGGUCUCUCCACAGUGCUGCCGACGGCCGAGGACCCCGGCCCCUCGGAGCCCCCGGCAGGCUGCUCCGCCGGCCUGGGGGGCCCCGCCGGCGCCACCAUGGACCUGACCUGCAGGGCCCGGCGGAAGGCCCCCAGGGGCCCCGCCGGCGCCGCGGCGAGCGACGGAGAGGUUGACCUGGACGGGGGCGGAGCCUCUGACGUGGCCAUGAAGCCGGAGGCGGCGGCGGCCGGACUGGAGGCGGAGUCCGACCAGCUGGCGGCGGUGGCGGCCCCGCCCAGCCCUGAGCGCCUCAGCCUGGGCCUGGACCUGGCCUGGAUGCAGGAGCGCGUCAGCCACCUGGGGGCCGCGUUUGCGGUGGCUCAGCUGGGCCUGGGGAACCCCGAGGGCGGCCACCCGGCGGCGUCCUUCGCGGGCCAGGGCGGGGGGGCGGACUGUCUCGACGGCCCCCCCACCAUGGUCUUCCCCGGCGCGGCCGCCGCGGCGCACGACAUGGCCGCCUUCGCCGCCUCCUUCGACCUAGCCGCCGCCGGAGCCGCCGCCGGGGGCCCUCCCGCCACCGCCGCCGCCGCCGCCCCUCCCUCGGCCAUCGGUGCCCUGGGCGGCGUGGCCAAAGAACCCAUGGUGUGCGGGGUGUGCGGCCGCGUGUUCCCCAGCGCGCCGGCGCUCGAGCUGCACCGGCGCGUGCACGCCGGCGAGCGGCCGUUCAGCUGCCCCCACUGCGGGAAGGGCUUCGCUCAGCCCAACAACCUGCGGGUCCACCUGCUCAUCCACUCGGGGGAGCGCCGCUACAGCUGCUCGCUGUGCGGGAAGAGCUUCAUCUCCUCCAGCCACCUGAAGCGCCACCGCACCGUGCACACGCAGGAGAAGCCCUACAGCUGCGCACGCUGCGGACAGUCCUUCAGCCAGAUGUGUAGCGUCCGUCGCCACCGGCAACAGUCCCAGUGUGGCCUCGGUCGGGAUGACUUGAGAGGUCCCAUAUUAGACCACCAGGUGUUGCCGGCCUCCGAGAAGCGCUUGCCGCAGGUGGAGCAGCUGAAGGGCUUCUCCCCCGUGUGGACCCGUUGGUGGGCCUCCAGGUUGGACAGCCCGGAGAAGGCCUUCCCACAGGCCCGGCACACAGGCAUCGAGCCGCAGUCCCUGCCGCUGCCACCGGGUGGCGCCCGCUCUGCUUACCGUGUCCUGCUGGAGGUCGCAGGGAUAGCGACCUUGGAUCCAGUUUGCCAUCUGGAGUGUGAUUCAGUUGAUAUUUUACCAGAGGCUGCCGAAGAGGAUCUGAAGCGGUCGUUGGAGCCGACGUGCACCCUGGUUCGGCCGAUACUGGCGGUGCUGUCCCGCAGCCUCCGCUCGGCGAAGCCGCGGGCCAUCUUGAGCUCCAUCAGAGGUAGCAGUCCGAGAAGAACCAUGGCUAGCCGCCUAGCCUUCCAGACCCAGCUCGCCUCCAUCAUGGAGGUGCUGGCUAACGCCGCGGUGGCGGAGAUCUGUAAACUGGUGGACGACGACUACGCGGUGGUGAGCCUGCAAAUGUCUCAGUGCCAGAGAGAGAACAAGGCGCUGAAGAGGAAGCUCAACCUGAUGGAGCUCAAGAUGGCCCGCGGCUUCGCCGAGCGGAGGCUGCGGGACAGCGCCGCCAGUAUCGGCCGAACCAGGGUGCACGUCGGCUCCAACGACCGCUUCAGAUCCUCUUCGGCAGCCUCUGGUGUGGUGUUUGAGGGGCAGAUGGACAUGGUUCCUUGGCCAGGCGGAGUGGUGCCAGGAGCGGUGCCAGGAGCGGCCAGCCGAGAGACCACGACCUGCGACCUCCAGCAGGAUAUGUCUGCGGACGUAGAGCUAGUUGAAGCAGAAUUGGUGAAGCAGGAGAAGAUGGAGGAGGCAGAAGAGGACGUGGAGGAGGAGGUUCAGCUCAUCAGAGCAGAUGGUCAGAUGGAGAGAGGACCUGGGGGAGGCCGGGUCCAGCGGAGCAGCCGCCCUCAGCAGGAGGUCCAGGCCGCCUAUCGCCACAAUGAGUGUCCGGACCCCGCCCCAUCGGCCAGCACCAGAGGAGUGGAGGUCAGUGGCUCCUCUCCUCUCCUUAAAGCCCAGCUCAGGGCCCACGGCCCCCGCGCCCCGCUGCACCCCCCCACUCCUCUAGACCCCCUCCUGGCCUCUAGUCAAGUGACAAACGGCGACGCGCUAACGGGACAGUUUUGUGGCGAAGUCCCGGAAGACCCCGCAACCACCGCGGUGAGCCGGCCGUCGUGUUCGUACUCUGCGGCGAGCGCCUUCCCCUCGACGUGCGGCGGCAACGGCUGGAGCGGCGGGCCUUCGGCCGAGGGUUCGGAUCCCGUCCCUCCCCGGCCCUCGGGCCCCGCGGAGAAGGCCCUUCGCCCGGAGAGGCUGUUUGUCUGCACCUUCUGCUGGAAGGCCUUCAACAGGCCCAAGAAGCUAGAGAUCCACCAGCGCAUCCACACGGGCGAGAAGCCCUUCAGCUGCCCCACGUGUGGCAAGAUGUUCUCCGAGGCGGGCAACCUGAAGAAGCACCAGCGGGUGCACAGCGGGGACACGUACAGCUGCUACCUGUGUGGCAAAGGCUUCGCCUGGAUACGCAACCUGAAGGCCCACCAGAGGAAGAGCCACCCGGAGAUCCUUGUGGACCAGGAGAGGAGGUCUUCAGAGGUUUCCAUGCCAGUCGUGGUUUCCCUGGGGGGCGAGACACAGUGCCGUGUCCACAAAAUGUCAGCCAUGUCCAACGGUGACCAUUCAAGCCAUAGCAUCAGACUCUGGAAUGAGGAGGAGCCUGACGUGAAGCGAGUGAAGCAGGAGGCGGGGCUAGAGUCUCCAGACCACGCCCACCCCACACUCAUCAUACAAGAGGGAUUGGUGGAAUCCAGUACAGACGACUACAAAGCCAGCCUUUCAUUGGACGGCGUCAGCCAGCCGGCCCAGGAGCUCCAGGAAUGUGGGCAGGGCUUCUCAGAGACCCCUGCUGACCCCCAGGCCAAGCCUUCAGAAGAGCCCUGCACUACUAUCCCUGUCCAUGCGGGGGCCACAGACACCAACACGCAGUCCAAGGACUCCACCUCCCAGCAGCCCCGGCGGCCCGGCAGUGAGGCUGCGGCCUCAGAGGUCUCCGUGUUGGACCUGGAGGCUUUCUUCACCCGCUGGACCCCCGACUCAGGAGCCCCGCCCACUGCUCCUCCCUCCUUCAGCACAGAAGAGCUGCUGGAGGAAGAGGAGGAGGAGGAGGAAGAGGUGGUCCUAGUAGGGGAAGACCACCAUCCCCCACGCAGGAGGAGAGGGUUCAGCCAGAGGAGCUCUAGAAUACACACCAAUCACAGCCCUUCUCCAGGUAAACGCACCAAUCACAGCCCUUCUCCAGGUAAACGCACCAAUCACAGCCCUUCUCCAGGUAUUCGCACCAAUCACAGCCCUUCUCCAGGCACCUCGCUGUCUGCAUCAUCACGGAUACAGGCCCCUCCCCCACAACUCACCUGGAGCAGGGCAGCGGCCAUGAUGAGAACCACGCAGACCCAGUCGCUGCAGCACGGGCGUCAUGGCAACAGGACCGCCCAUCGUGUUCUACAUUCCUCUCAGAACCCGCUUACCACCAACGCUGGACUUGUUAGCGAUGUCAGCCAUCGAGCUGGAACACUGAAUCGCCGUUUUGCCCAUUUCCCCAGCUUUCCCCCAGCCGGUCUACCAGCCAGAGGCACUGAAGGGAAGGGGCUGAGCAGCGAUGGUUCGGGACUAGAUGGUGUUAGCAUUGGGCUCGAUGGUGUUAGCCUUGGGCUAUCUAAUGUUAACAUGGGGCUGGGUGGUAUUAGCAUGGGGAUGGAUGGCAUUAGCGGGGGACUAGGUGGGGUUAGCUCGAGGCUAGGUGGUGGCAGUUUAGGACAAGGUGGUGUUAGCAUUGGGCUGGAUGGUGUAAACAUGGAGUUAGAUGGUGAUAGCACUGGGCAAGGCAUUGCUAACAUGGGGCUAGGUGGGGACAGCGGGGGGAUAGGGGAUGUUAGCGGGGGCCUCGACGGUAUUAGCUCCAGGCUAGGCGGGGGAAGCCGCAGGAGGAACUACGUGUGCCGGGCCUGUGGGAAGGCCUUCUCCGGGCUGUCCAACCUGGAGGCCCACCAACGGGUCCACACGGGGGAGAAGCCCUUCAGCUGCUCCACCUGCGGCAAGCGCUUCUCGGAGGCCGGCAACCUGAAGAAGCACCAGCGGGUCCACACCGGGGACAAGCCCUACAGCUGCCCCCGCUGUGGGAAGCGCUUCGCCUGGGUCUGCAAUCUGAGGACCCACCAGCAGACCGGAGCCGGCUGUGGUUCGGGUCCGGGCGGGGAGAAUCUGGAUCAGCUGGGACAGUGACACCCAGAGGCCUAAAGACUCAAAUAUAACCUCAGGGACAAAGACAUUAAGCUAUUAUAUUAUUAUUUAACACAUUCAAAUUGUAUUUCUUUUCAAAGUAGAAGGCACUCUGUCCAGACUUACUACACAAACAAGUUAAAGAGAACAGUCAAUCUCUGCUAUUUUGUAUUAUAAGAGGUUACUGCUUCAUAGGUCCAUUCCCGAUCCGGAACGCCAACUCUGUAUCUGCCAUUGGAUUUUCCACACAACACGUGUUGCAGUGCUGUCUCUUAUAUUAGAAAAUAGCCCAGGGAGCCUGUUCCCAUGGAGCCUCUAAUGUCGCGUUUCCUCUGCAGGGUGCGGUACGGUCCGGUUCGCCUCAGUCCGGUAGGGAGGGGGCGGUAUAGCCCAGCUCAGUUCCGAGGUCGCGAUUCCACCGCCGACAGUACCCUUUAUGGUAGGCCGGAUGUCGAUCGCCGCGGCAGCUACGUAAACAUCGUGACAUCAUAGCUGCGCGACACCUGCUCAAUAAAAAAAAUGGAAAAGUUGAACGCGACACAUUAAACCAAGAGCUACCGUGGAAGUCAUCCAGGAACAGUUCCUUUAUGCUUUUCAUAUGCCUUCAUAUGCCAAGCGUUUUACGCGACAUGUUCAUUGUAAAGAAUAAUACCUCAAGGCUACUGUUUGUUUGUUUUUAUCCCCUCGUCGCCCGGAAGUGACGAUUCUGCCGACCAAUCAACGGAGGGGGUGUGUAGCUCGAAUUUUCCGGCACCUUUUCAGGCGUCCCCCAACAAAGGAGUACUGAAGACGGGGACAAAACGAGUACGGCUCAGUUAUGGUCACGCCCACUUUUGCGGUGGAAACGCAACCCGUACCGCACCUUUGCAAACCGAACCAUACCGCACCCUGCAGUGGAAACGCGCCAAAAGGGUCAGCCAACACAUAAAUGUAGUCUACCCGUAUAUGUGACUUUACAGGAAACCUAACCUUUGAGCUAUUUAAAACAUUUUAAAUCCUUCUGGUGGUUAAUUUUAGGGGAGACUACUGGCAUCCUCCAUUUAAGGUUUCUGAUGACGCUCGUCCCUUGACUCAUCCACAUACACAACUCGAAUACAACUCGGCAAUAAAUAGAGGAAAAAACGAACAGAAUUUCCGUCUAUUUGACCUCACAAGUUAGGCCAUAUAUACCUUUGAUGAAUUCCAUAAAUUUAGACUUCGACAUUCAACCCUACGGAAGAGGAUUAUGGUCACGUGAUUUUAAUAUCAGAAUUCUGACCUGAAACAAAGAACAAAAAACAAAAUCACAUUGCCCUUAUCCUCUUCUGUCUACGGGACCCCCGGAACAAAACGUGCUAACAUCCGGCUUCUUAGGACAGCGUGCGGUUCCCGUGCUGUAAAUCGCAGAGCAACUCACUGAACUCUUCACUUGGUUCCUUCUCUAACCUGUGGAAUUAAAGUCUGACUCGUAUUUAAGAAUUCGGAUUUUGUUCACAGAAUUCUGUCUUUGUUCUCAGAUUUCGGACAUUAAUCUCAGAAUUCGGAUUUUCAUCUCAGAAUUUUGACCUUCAUCUCAGAAAUCUAAUUUAAAUCUCAGAAUUCAGAGUUAAAUCUCAUAUUUUGGGUUUAUGUCUCAGAAUUCUGACUCAAACCUCAUAAUACUGACUUUAACCUCAGAACAGAAAAAUAAUCACAUGUGGCCCUAAUGCUCUUAUGUCUAACCAAGUCUACCUAACAUUAAUCCUGAGUUGAUUGUUUUCAUUCUAAAAUAAAAAAAAGUAUAAAUCAAA
This is a messenger RNA of Gadus macrocephalus (Pacific cod), 8365 nucleotides long. RefSeq lists its product as uncharacterized. The record is from RefSeq and is a predicted model, not a curated record. Lineage: Eukaryota; Metazoa; Chordata; Actinopteri; Gadiformes; Gadidae. Gene Ontology annotation, cellular component: nucleus. The coding region runs from base 585 to 6599 and encodes 2004 amino acids. The transcript is spliced from 21 exons.